Mycena citricolor is the source of this 804-nucleotide messenger RNA. Lineage: Eukaryota; Fungi; Basidiomycota; Agaricomycetes; Agaricales; Mycenaceae. The record is from the annotation of a GenBank genome assembly.
AUGAUCCAAGAUUUCAUCGAGUGGUGCAUCCAGAACAACCUGCCGGAAAACAAGUGGGGACCGGCCAAGGAGGAUACACUAUGCAGUUAUGCGUUGGAGUAUGCAGGCGAGAAGGCAGGUGUCACUAUCAGGGGUGCAGUAGCGGCCAUGAAGGUGUGGCACAUAAUGGACAGUUUUCCGUGGCAUGGCGGGGCACGUCUUAAUGCAUGCAUGAAGGCAGCAGAGAACCUCACACCUGAUUCAUUACGCCUUCCAGAACGCCCUCCAAUCACCUACAAGAUGUUGGAACAACUUGAUGUGCACCUUGAUGAAAGAGACCCUCUGGAUGUGGUGGUCUUGGCAGCAGCAACGAGCAUGUUCUGGGGUCAACUACGCAUGGGCGAAGUACUGUCAAAGACUCAAUUGAGCUAUGAGGCUGACUCAAUAUCACUCAGAAAACACCUCAGCAAAGCUCUAUUGCUGGCUGGCUCACAUCGAAUCUUCCUUCCACGCACCAAAACCAAAGGUAGUAAGGGCGAUAUUGUUGUCCUUUGCUGCCAAGACGACAGGACUGACCCCAUCAAGGCGCUGACAGCAUAUAUCAACCUCAAUCAACCCCCCAAUUUAUGCCCUCUCUUCUCUUUCCAAGACAAGAAGAACGCACUGAAAUGCCUUUCAGACAAGCUAUUCAUUGCGCGAUGUAACAAGGUCUGGUCAAGGCUGGGCCACAAGUGUUUCACUAGACACUGUUUUCCUAUCAGAGGAACGACGGAAGUGCUUAUCUCAGAAGUAGAUCCCGCAGUGGUUCAGGUCAUGGGCCGGUAG